Messenger RNA from Ophidiomyces ophidiicola, 1443 nucleotides. RefSeq lists its product as uncharacterized. Bases 1 to 1443 code for a protein of 480 amino acids. The transcript is spliced from 4 exons. The record is from RefSeq and is a predicted model, not a curated record. NCBI's taxonomy places the organism in Eukaryota, Fungi, Ascomycota, Eurotiomycetes, Onygenales, Onygenaceae.
AUGGGCGCCGAAAUCAGCAGCGAACUGGCGGCAACGGUUCAAGCUGCCUGUGACCGCGUUGGCCCUACAGGCCGCAUCGAUGAUAUACUUCAGAAAAAUCCCUUGCUUGAAAGCCUCUUAAAAGUGCUUCCAACUUCUUUACGGAAGCUGGUCACUAGAAACCAAGGCAGUGGGGACGGAAAGGGUAGAUUAUCAAGACAUCGUGCAUACAAAUUAAUAUCAACUGGUGCCGCACCGAGGCUCGCUCCUGGCGUUGAAAAACAUUUGCUCAACUGGCAUCAUGACCCAAGCAGCGCCUUCCAAACUCCAGAAAAAAUCGAUGAAGGGGAGACUUUCUUUGACACAUUUAUUGGCGAACUUUACCGCUUAGAUUGUUCACGCAAUACUAAUACUGUCAAAUGGAGGCUCUUUCUCACAUGUUUGGCCCGUUUCAAACGCAAAUUCAGGGACCAGAGACUCCGGGGAGGCCGUGAUGAUUUUAUGAACAUUAUUUCUGGACUUGCAAUCUGUCGCCGUUACCCAAAAAUUGCUCAGUCCCUACCACGGUUCUCUGGCAUCUCAGACAGAUAUGACAAGCUGGUGGUGGACCUCGACGAUGAGGGAGUUAUUGCCUGCCUUCCUGACCUUGGGGAUGAUAUUUGGGAACAUCGCCUUCCAAUGGAAGGUGAGGUGCGCACUGAGUGUCUUAACUGGCUUGUGGAAAACGGGAUCAAGGAGGAAGCAAAUUCUAAUAUCGGCAAUAGUGCUACGGGGCAUGUCAGUGCGCAUACCAGUUGCUCCUCGGUCAUCCAGUACAUUGCUCGUUGUUUCGAUGACUGUAUCUUCAUUUCCUUUCAACCCCCAUUAACAAACAUCAGACACGGGGGCGCCAGCAACUCCCAGGAUGGCCGUGCGACUAGGAGGCCUGAAUCAAACGCGCCGGCGGUUCCUGCAUCAUGUUUAGGCAAGCGACAGCGCGUGAGCCACAAUGUUACGCGGAGUGAAGGGCGAAGAACGCCGCAAACUUGGACCCGUGGGGAGGCGACCGAACCCAGGCGGCAAUCGUCCCCAGAGAAUCAGCCAUCACAACUAGGGUGUGAUGCCCAGCGAUCUCCCAGGGAAAAUGAUGCUAUCUUGCCAAACACGGCGCGACCGCCUGCAGCCACAUCGUCCGACUUAGACCCAAAUUUUACAAUCAACCCCACAUCCUUGGAUAAAUCAGCCCCAUAUCAGUCGCCCCAGAGAACAAUAAUUCGAACAAAUACAAAUACAAAUCAUGAGUAUGAUCCGUUCGUCGGUGCCAAUCCAAGCUCCUCACCAAUGCCUAGAGGACAUGACCCAAGCUUCCCUGAGCCAAACGCUAUAUCACCACAACAGAGAAACUCUCAGCCAUUUGGAGAUCUUGACUUCGGAAGCUUUCCGCCUUUCGGAGAUCUUGACUUCGGAUUAUAUAACAGUGUCUAA